CCCCUUUGGCCCCUGGGAGCGAUGGGACCGUAACAUUGUGCUUAGCUAAGGCAUUCCAAUGGCAGGGCACGGCCUGUCACACCGCGGUCACUGCUACGACUCCUCGGUGUCCCACACCCUCCCACCCUGUGACUCAGCCAGCAGCCAGUCUGACAGACUCCAGCCCCUAGCUAGCGGGAGGAGGAUGGGAACGUGGAACUCUGUAAUGGAAACUACAUUUCCCAGCAUGCACUGCACUGCACAGCUUCCCCGGAAGUACAACAUAGAGUUGAGAUAUCCUGCAAAAGCCUGACAUCAGUAACCACAGCCGUGUCUAUUUCUCUUAGUAGACUUUUAGGAUGGACAGAUCAAACCCUAGCAGUAGAAGAAGAGGUUCUCAUGGGAAAAAGCAGGACCCAGAUGUGCAUUUAUCAAAAUGUCUGUCAUACGCAUUGAGACAUGGCGCUGUUAAUCUAGGACUUCCCAUGGGAACAGAUGGCUUUGUCCCUGUCUCCUCUCUUCUCCUUCUACCUCAGUUUCGCACCUUUUCCCAGGUUGACAUUGAACGUGUGGUAAGCUGCAAUGACAAACAGCGCUUUACAUUACGCUAUUCUUAUGCUGAUGGUGCCCUGGAAAUUCGAGCCAAUCAAGGCCACUCCUUACAGGUGGAAGUUGAACUGACACCACUUGGGGAAGAGCUUCCCAAUCAAGCCAUUCAUGGUACCUACUUCCGUCACUGGCCUUCAAUCCAACAGCGCGGCCUUUCUCGGAUGAAUCGUACUCAUAUCCACCUCUGCACUGAGCUCCCAGGUGAAGGACAAGAGUGUAUCAGUGGAAUGCGCAGGGACUGUGAAGUGGCCAUAUUCAUAGACCUUCCAAAAGCUGUGGCAGAUGGACUUCUUUUCUUUUGGUCUUCAAACCGUGUCCUUCUCACACCAGGGAAUGCAGAUGGUCUGCUUCUCCCAAAAUAUUUCCUGCGAGCCCUGCAGCUUCGACCUCAAAGACAAAUGAUUCCACUUGAAUAUUCAAGAGACAAAGAAACCUAAAGAAGUGGCCGCUGGAUAGAUGUAUUGGUUCUUUAAUUAAACAAGAUACCAUGUAUAUGUAUAAUACAGAUAUAUCAUUUAUAGUCCUAUUUAUAGCCGUUUGGUCUUAGGAAGAUGUUAGCAUUACACAAACAAUACUGUGAUUUUGCAUGAGAACACUAUGAGAUGUCCUGGCCAUAUAUUGAUUUCUUCUUGUAAAAUACAACCAUUUGUGAUAAAGUCUGUGUGUUUAUAGGCUGUGCAGUAACAAAUACACAAUAAUAUUGAGGCAGUAUUAUUAAUUGCCAAGAGUAAUUAUUGGCACAGGCAUUGACAUGGAAGCUGCUCCAUGGCCUCACUGGGGAGUAUUUUCAUUUAGUGUAACAUUUUGAUAGGAAAGUGCUUCCUGUGAGUCCUGCAGUGCUGGUGGUAGCCUUGUUGGAUAUAUGUAUAAACAAACACAUAAACUCA
Molecule: messenger RNA, 1475 nt
Organism: Xenopus tropicalis (tropical clawed frog)
Lineage: Eukaryota; Metazoa; Chordata; Amphibia; Anura; Pipidae
Gene: trpt1
Product: tRNA phosphotransferase 1
Exons: 8
Coding region: 339-1025 (228 amino acids)
Molecular function (GO): tRNA 2'-phosphotransferase activity; transferase activity
Source: RefSeq, a predicted model, not a curated record